UUGCGCCAAAAGGUGUUUAAUACAUGGGGGAACACGUGUGCCAAAUGUAAUCGCAGCGACCUGAGUGCAAACCAUGGGCAGAUUUUGGAACGGGCUGUUAAUGGUGCUGAUGCUGGCGGAUAUUUUGGUCAUGGCGCUGGCGCGUAAAGAAGGCAAAGCGCGGAGGUGUAAAGUGGAGAGCAAGGAGAACCCGCAGCCGCAGCACAAUGCCACUGCUUUCCAGAUCCCCCUCGACCCCAUACUAUCCGGAGACCACACAGCCGGAACCGGAGAACCCGAGGUGGACUUCGACAAGGCCAUAGAUGACAUGGUGUCCCAGGUGAGGAACAAUCCGGCUCUGUCCAAAAGCAAGUGUGUGGUGGACCGCCAUCUGUGGAUGUCCAACAGCCGGAGUCUCUCCCCGUGGUCAUACAGGAUUAAUCACGACGAGAACCGCAGGCCUGUUGACAUACCGGAGGCCAAGUGUGCAUGUGUGGGCUGCAUUAACCCCUUCACCAUGCAGGAGGACCGUUCCAUGACCAGCGUGCUCAUCUACGCCAAGAUUCCUGUGCGGAGGCUGCAGUGUCCCCGCAAGAAGAAGAAGAAGUGCGUGCCGCGUUUCCGCACCGUGGUGGAGAGCAUCGCCGUGGGCUGCACGUGCAUCGCAGGGUGACCACCAAACUAGGCCUAAAUCUUUUCGAACUCUUGCUCUGUUCACAUGUUUUUAUUAUUAGGCCUACUGCUGUUCAUGUACAUAUUCAAAGUCAAGUUAAUGUACUAAACCUAAAGAGACGUACAGUGUCUUACUACACCAGAGCAACUAUCUGCCUAUCAGCUUGUCCCAAUUGAGUAUUGUUGUUGUUGUUGUUUUUGUUGUUGUUUUUCUUUAUAUUGGUUAUAACAGCCUUAUUAUUAGCCAUCUAAUUGUUUAGUUAUUACUUGUUAUACAGUAAAGCCAAGUUAAGUCAUUUUUCUCUGUUUUGUUCCAUAAGCAGUGACUUAUUGAGGCAACGUGGAAGCUACUCUUUUUUUUUUAAUCUAUUUGCUAUUCUUUAGGCCAUAAGGCCAAAUGCAGUCGUAUUGUAUUUCUUUCCUGUUGAUUGUUAUUUUUAAAUGGUAUCUCACAUGUAAGCAUUUGUGGACCUGAGAUUUUCAUAGUCAUCUUUACA
This is a messenger RNA of Neoarius graeffei (lesser salmon catfish), 1148 nucleotides long. RefSeq names its product interleukin-17B-like. Gene Ontology annotation, molecular function: cytokine activity. The coding region runs from base 74 to 652 and encodes 192 amino acids. The transcript is spliced from 3 exons. NCBI's taxonomy places the organism in Eukaryota, Metazoa, Chordata, Actinopteri, Siluriformes, Ariidae. Gene Ontology annotation, cellular component: extracellular region. Gene Ontology annotation, biological process: inflammatory response. The record is from RefSeq and is a predicted model, not a curated record.